AUGCUGCCCACCCUGUGGCUGCUGCUCAGCUUUGCUGUCCCGCUGCUGAGGUCCCACUUUUCCAUCAGCUGUCCUAAUCGGCAUUGCCAACUGGCCCUACUCUCAAACAAUGAUAUCUUCCUGCACUGCAAUGCCUCUGGGGCACAGUGGCAAUUCUUCUUCCUGCCAGUCAAGACCACCUGGACCAACAACCCCUUCACUAACUCCAACAUGGAAACAAUGCCCGAUGGCAGCCUUCUCAUUAGAAAUCCAUUGCCCUUGCAGACAGGCUUCUACAACUGCCAGGACAAGGAUGGCAAGAAAGUGGUACAGUACGAAAUUGACUUCCAGGAUAUUGAAACCAUACAUAUCACACACAAAGACCUGGGCCAAGAGCCCCUGCAGAAUGAGACCCUGAGUCUGGGUGGCAAGGAGCUCAUCUUCACCCACUGGGAGCCCUGGCAGGGCUGUAACCGCUGUGGGGAGCCAGGUGAGCGCAAACGCCUGGGGUACUGCUACAUCGAGAAGCCCCUGGAAACGCCCAUGCCCUGCUGGCUCUAUCUGGGAGAUGUGAAUCUGUGGUCCAGCCGCACGCGGCCUGAGAUGCAGGUAGAAGCCUGCCACGUCCAGUGCACGUCAUCAAAUGUGGAAUACGUCACUUUUGACAACUUCAAGCUCAGUGAGAAGUUGGGAUCUGCAUGGCUCACCUGCCCCUUAGGAUCCAUCUACAGGCCCAUCAUCUGGGAAGCCGACAACAUCUCCCUGACCUGGAAGGACCAGCUCUCGGGCCAGGCUGUCAGCACCGUCCUGGACACCUCCAACGGCGGCAAUCGGCUGCAGGUCUUCCAGCCAGCCACUUAUAAGUGCUUCGUGCAGCAGGAGCUCUCGGCUCAAUUCACCCCCAAGUCCGAUCUGGAUAUACUGGCGUCUCUGAGCACAGAAGACUUUGGACAACAGCCGGAGGUAGAGGAGGCCCAGAAAGGAAAGGCUGACUCCGUCCUCAAGGGGCUGAGGCUGAUGCUGCUGGUGGGCACAGCCCUGGGCCUGCUAGGGGUGCUGCUCAAACUCUUCCACCCUUCCCGGGGCAGGAAGAGAAACCAGGUGUUGCUGGUGAAAUAAAGCGAGCCCUCGGGGCCCAGGAGACCUGGCCUCCUGCGCCUUCAUCGCCUCACCUGUCCUCCCAUAGCUCCCGCCCUGGGCCCACCCACACCUCCCACUCUGAACGUGUGUGGACCAAAACAGACCCGGGGCCACAGCCAAGGGUGACUGACCUCUCCCUGGUCCGGGUCCUGCUCUGUUAACUCAUUCGCAAUCCCCAUGCCACAGAUGAGGAAACUGAGGCUAGACUACCUGUCUAGUCAUUGGAUGGGGGGCGGGGCACCAGUUCAAACCCAGGUUGCCUGGCUCAAGCCUCAUGCUCCGGGAGGAAGGGAGGGGUGCAAUGAGGCCAUUUUGGGGACGAGUCUCUGGGUGUGUAAAUUGUAGCCACCUCACUCACCACUCUCCCAAGGAUGAGGGCGGGGAUGGGGCAUGGGAGUGGGUCACCCUCAGACCCCCCAGAUCUGCACUGGGCUGCUGCCUUGCCCAUCCCUUGCUCCCACCUUGCCUCAGUGGUGCCUACGGCCUCCAGGCCUCGCCAUAGCUCCCCAAGUUAGAGGUGCCACCAGAGUGGUGGCCCGGGCAGCAGACACGCAUCACCCUUCCUGGCUCUUGCAGUGGAGAGAGCUCCCUCGGACACCCCAGAAAGGGGAGACAGGCCCCUCCACUGGGACAAGGCACCAGGCCUGGCCCAGCUGACCUGCGGGAAUCACCAGUCCCAGCUGUUCCCAAAAAUGUUAUACACUAUU
Molecule: messenger RNA, 1826 nt
Organism: Eubalaena glacialis (North Atlantic right whale)
Lineage: Eukaryota; Metazoa; Chordata; Mammalia; Artiodactyla; Balaenidae
Product: protein FAM187B-like
Exons: 2
Coding region: 1-1098 (365 amino acids)
Source: RefSeq, a predicted model, not a curated record